AUGGCUUUUGUUAGGGUUCUUCCCAUCACACUACUACUACUAUCAUGCCUUAUGAUCAUGACCUUUGAAGUCGGUUCAACGGCUCGGAAAAUGCAUGUGAUCGAGCCUGGCCAAGGCCCGGUGGUGAGGGUUCAGGGAGAAAAGAAUGGCGUAGGUGGGCUAAUGGAGUGUUGGAAUGCAUUACUGGAAUUGAAAUCAUGUACGAACGAAAUCAUACUGUUCUUUCUCAACGGCGACAGUUACUUGACGAUGGAGUGUUGUAGAGCCAUUCGGAUCAUCACUUACGGCUGCUGGCCAUCCAUGCUUACUUCUCUCGGGUUCACUUCCGAAGAAGGUGACAUUUUACGAGGUUAUUGUGGUGGCGCGCCUCUACCACAACCGGUUAUGCUCUUAGGCCCUCAUGUCUGA
Cynara cardunculus var. scolymus (artichoke) is the source of this 408-nucleotide messenger RNA. RefSeq names its product egg cell-secreted protein 1.2-like. Gene Ontology annotation, biological process: double fertilization forming a zygote and endosperm. The transcript has a single exon. The record is from RefSeq and is a predicted model, not a curated record. Bases 1 to 408 code for a protein of 135 amino acids. NCBI's taxonomy places the organism in Eukaryota, Viridiplantae, Streptophyta, Magnoliopsida, Asterales, Asteraceae.